UGAGGUUUUGGGUUUGCACCAAUGGGUUAUGGGAUGUGUUUAACAUCUUUCAAGGCAACAUUGAAUGCUUUCUAAGAUCUUGAUCACAUCCUUCAACAACGAAGUUGUUUGUUGAUUAGUGUUGUUUAUUGUGGUUUGAUUGUGAAGAAUUGGGUUAUGAACCAAUCAUAAUCUUCGGAGUUUAGAGUAAGUAUAAUUUGUCAGACUUGAUCUUGUCUUCUAAGGGAAGAUCAGAAUACCAUUACUGGUUGAUGCUUUAUGGAUGAAAAGUUGAAAAAAAGAAAGUUGUGAUUCCUUGCCAGCCAAACAAAGGUUUAGUUCCUUGAGAUUGACUCUUUUGGAAAGCUUGAGGAUUUGAAAUUGGAAUCUCUUCUCUUCUUUGAGAGAAUAAUUAGCUGCAUGAUUGUUCUUAUUGGCCUAUCAAUUUCAAGGACUCUGUUUUCAGGUCUCGUGUAGCUGUAUCAGCAACGAAAUCUGGAUGAACAGAUUGUGAUAAAGUUCAAGAAAUCACGUUGUCAUUAUGGCAAAGAAAUCACAACGACACCCUAUUCGAUAUGAUAAAGAUCAAGCAGGCUGCAUAUGGGGCUUCAUUAGUUUCUUUGAUUUUCGCUAUGGUCGAUCAACUCGUAAGCGGCUUUUGGAUAGGAGGCGACAAAAUGUUGGUAAGAGGUUAUCUAAUAAAGCAAGACCAUGGUGCUCGGUAUUCCCCCUCUAAACUGCACAUGCGGAAAAACUCAAAUGGGGACCCUCAAGAAAUUUAUGACGGUAAAGAAAGAGACACUCCGAUAGCUGAUGAUGCUAGGACAAGUGUAAAGGAUCUAAUGGAAGAAGAAAUGUUCAGUGAACAAGAAAAGAAUAAGCAGACAAGUAACGCUGGUAUCGAAGCCAAAGAAUCUGAUCCAGGACAUAGUGGACGUCUGAAAAAGAACCACAAGCGAACGAGUAAAUCUAGCAAGAGUUCUUGUGAUAUAAAUUAUGAGUUGGAUGCUGCUGAAAACUUGGGGCCUGAUAACUCUCGUCGUCAUGAUUCGGAGGAAAAAAAUUUCAAAAAUUUUGAUAUGGAAGUAUUAUUGAACGAGAUAUGCCAGCAGAUCUAUCAGAAUAAUGAUCUCGACAUUCAGUCUAUAUUUGACGAAAAAUUUGUUGAAGCAAUUAAGGUGUUUGUAGAUCAGAGGUUUACGAAUGGGAAAAUUGACCGCUCCAAAGAAUUUACAGAUAUACUUCAGACAUUAAGUUCGAAUAAAGAAUUGAUUUUGAAACUCCUAAAAGAUCCGAACUCGCUGUCAAUGAAGCAAUUUGACAACUUGGAGGAUGGUCAGAGCGAGAAAGACCAAAAUUCGAAUUCAUCUGCAACAUUCAACUUGUUAGGUGGGGAGCUAAAUAACUCAAAACCAUCUGAGCCCGUUGCACGUAAGCCGCACAACUUCUUCAGGAGAAAGAGCAAAUCUCAGGAAAAAAUUGUGCUGAAUGGAGAUGAAAAUUGUCAAAAUUCAAGUAGAAUUGUCAUUUUGAAGCCCGGACCACAAAGUGUGCAAAUUUCCGAAACUGAAAUGAAGCUUAGCUCCUCACCGCAAGCUCAUCACGACUUGGGGACUAAAGUGCAGACUGAGAAAAUUGCUUCCCAAUUUUCUUUUACCAAAAUUAAAAGAAAAUUAAAGAAUGCUAUGGGAAAGGAGAGGCAUGGGUCCCAUUCCAAUGAUCAAAACAUGGGAUAUAAUGACAAAGGCGUUGGCAGGGAAAAGGGUGGAUGGAAUUCUCCGAAUAGAAACCAUUUCUAUAAUGAAAGAUUUGCCAGACCCGCAAUUGGUGUCAAGAACAAAGAAAAUAAUUGCAAGCUAAAAGACACUGAAACAAGCUCGGGAAAUGAAACUGUUGAUUUUGCCAAGCUUAGGGUAUCUAACAUCUACGUCGAGGCCAAGAAACAUCUCUCAGAAAUGCUGAGCAAUGGAGAUGAGAUUGAGGAUUUUUCAAGCCAGCAAUUACCAAAAUCACUGGGGAGGAUUCUCUCUCUUCCGGAGUUCAAUUUGUCUCCUGUUUGCAGUCCCAGAAGGGACAAUGCAAACACAGGCCAGCUUACACAAGAAAACCAUGUCAGUCAUCUAAGUCCUUCACAACAAGACUUAAAUGAUCAAUCAUGCAUUAGUGACAACCCUGAAGACAUGGUACAAUCUUGCAACGCAAAUUCAGAUGUCUUGGAUGAGCUUGCUCGUGCUAAUGCAGUGGAAGAAACAUCGUGUUCUAUGAGACCUGAGAAGAGUUGUGAAGGUGAUGUGGAGAUUUUAGAAACAUAUGAAUUAGUCCUGGAGGAGAUUGAAAUUGUGGAGAUCGGAAUCAUGGACAUUUCAGCUGAACAGUGUAGCUCUUCCAUUAUUGGAGAUGAGCGAAACGGUGAUCUUCCUGAACUUUGUGACGAAGAUGAAUCUGCCCCGUGCUUGAAAUUGGACUCAUUUGAACAGGACCAAUUACUAUCUUCUUCAUUAACGUCUCCACCAAGCUCUUCGAUCACCGAACAUGUUGAAGAUCUAGAUAGUACCAAUGAGAGAUCAGAGCGGCCCAGCCCUGUAUCUGUGCUUGAGCCAUUAUUCACAGAAGAUGACAUCAGCCCUGCAAGGAUCAAAUCCCAAACAGUCGAACCUCCCAUGCAGCCACUGCAGAUCCAUUUCGAAGAACGGAUGAUUUGUGCUACAAGUCGAGAAAUUUGCAUAAGUACUUGUAUGGAGGACGAGGAAUCUGCGUUUGAGUAUGUUGAAGCAGUUUUAUUGGCUUCCGACUUGAAUUGGGAGGAAUUUCUCUUGAGGUGGCUAUCUUCUGAUCAAAUUCUGGACGCAUCAUUGUUUGAUGAAGUAGAGUUGUUUUCAAACCGAUCUUGUCAUGACCAAAAGCUCCUCUUUGAUUGUACUAAUGAAGUUCUUCAGGAGGUUUGUGAGCGGUAUUUUGGUAAUUCCCCUUGGGUGUCGUUCAUAAAACAUAACAUUCGGCCAAUCCCAAGGAGGGAGAGUCUCAUCCAUGAAGUAUGGGAAGGAGUUGAAUGGCAUCUGCUCCCAAUGCCUUCUCCUCAUACUUUGGACCAAAUUGUCAGAAAAGACAUGGCGAAAACCGGAACAUGGAUGGACCUCCGAUUCGAUGUUGAAAGUAUCAGUAUUGAUAUUGGAGAAGCCAUUUUUGAAGAGUUGGUGGAAGACGCCAUAUUGAGCUUUGUAAAUGAAGGUGAAGAAGUCGAUUCUUCUAUGCUCCCAGAAGAGUUGGUAGAGAUUAAUGACUUAGAUUUGUAAAAUGCAGCCGACUUCAUUUUGUUGUUCGUUUGGGCCCACCUUGAGGCAGCAUGGGAUGGGGCUAUGACAUCUCACCAAGUUGGUCUUUUUCUAACAUUCUCUACUGAAACUAUAUGGAUAUGACAAAUUUUCUAGUCUGUUUAACCCUAGCUCAUGAGCUUUCUUUGCCGAAAUAAAAGAUUCUUACCAAAUAGGGAAGGGAUCGAAAACAUCUAUCUCCGGAGUAGGUGUUCCAUCUGGAAACAAAUAAUGUCAGACUGUGGCGUUUCCAUGACCAUGACCAUGACGAGCAUCGUUUUUUGUGCAGUGGAUUUAUAACCCAACGGCUUGAUGACUUGAGGUGUUCAUCUUGUAUAAUUUGUAGGAUAUGGUGUGUGGAUUGUGUUUUGUAUCUAUUUGUGUGAAAAUUUUCCCUCUUUUGUUGUUUGAUGCUAUUCAUUUCUCUUUUUGUUUUUGUGUUUUUGUUUUUGACAUAGUUCUUACUGAUGUAAUUACACAUUUGUGGGUUUUUGUGAGUUUUGUGAGUGGUGACUAGUAAGUUGUAAUUGAAAAAAAAAAAUGAAAAAUGAAAAAUGAAAUGUAGACAGGAGUGUUGUUUGCAUUUGACAA
Camellia sinensis is the source of this 3881-nucleotide messenger RNA. Lineage: Eukaryota; Viridiplantae; Streptophyta; Magnoliopsida; Ericales; Theaceae. The record is from RefSeq and is a predicted model, not a curated record.